This is a messenger RNA of Drosophila bipectinata, 1227 nucleotides long. RefSeq names its product alpha-tocopherol transfer protein-like. Gene Ontology annotation, cellular component: membrane. The record is from RefSeq and is a predicted model, not a curated record. Gene Ontology annotation, molecular function: phosphatidylinositol bisphosphate binding. NCBI's taxonomy places the organism in Eukaryota, Metazoa, Arthropoda, Insecta, Diptera, Drosophilidae.
ACCGGCUAGUUAGUUACUUUGCCAGUUAGUUAGUUUGGUGAUCAGUUUUCCGAGCGGCUUCCAUGGAGACAGACACGGAUUUGGGUGAAGCCCGUAGCAGGGGUGACGAAGUCGCCACUUCGAGGAGCGGUCAACUGAAAGAGCUAAUCGCCUGGUUCGAGUCCAAUCCCAAUCUUCCAGAGAAAAUAGAACCCAUUGUAAUGCUUCGCUUUAUGAAGUGCAUGGCCUAUAAUGUUGAAAAAGUCAAAUCUCUGGUGGAACUCAACUAUAGUCUCAGGAAUAAGAAUCCACAUCUGUUUAUAGAUCGCAGCAUAGAAGACGAUAUGACAGCCAAGUGUCUAAGGGCAUCAGAUCUCCUAGUCUUGCCCGGAUUAACGCCCGAGGGUAAUAAACUACUCUUCUUUCGUAUGGUCGACAUGGAACCCAAUGCGCGCAAUUCCGUCGAGGAGACCAAGAUCUUUUACAUGAUGAGCGAUGCCCGAUUCACGUUGCCGGACGUGGAAAAGCCAAAGGACGAGGACUACCAACUGAAUGAAUCGGAUAUAGCCGAUGGGGAUAUACAGAUUGUGGAUAUCGAGGGUUAUACCUUAAGGCACUUGGCCUAUGUAUCUAUCUUUGUUCUGAGGAUCCAUAUGAAGUUCCUGCAGGAGGCCUAUCCAAGUCGCUUGAAGACGAUGCACGUCAUCAACUGUCCCACAUACUUGGAUCGAUUGAUUUCCAUGAUGUCGCCCUUUCUCAGAGAAGAAGUUCGCAAAUUGAUCAAAUACCAUACAGAGGGUCUGGAGAGUCUUUAUAAAGAGGUACCCAGGGAUAUGUUACCGAAUGAGUAUGGCGGGAAGGCCGGAACCAUUGCCGAGCUCAAGGAAAGAAACAUUCAGAUGAUGAGGGAUCAGCGUGCCUAUCUAACAGAUGAUCGUUACUGGAAUGUAGCUUCUCAGGGAAAGAGUCGCUGGAGUUGGUUUUGAAUUUAUUUUCCAAAAAGUGUGAUAUUCAACAAAUCGCUUUUAGGUUUUCGGUUCGAAUUUCUUUCUAAAAUAUUUAGCAAAACCAAAAAGAAUUUUAAAAAGUAUACAAGGGGAUCUUAUAGAUAGUAUUUAUUGGGCCUGGAAAAAUAGUUUUCAGUCUCACAUAUUUUUUUUUUUUCGUAGAACCCAAUAAGUGCUAACUGUCAAUAUGAAUGUUUUAUUUUUUUAAAUUGUAAUAAAAAUCAAUUUCUUAUUAUUUUAA